AUGGUCGUCGUCGCUAUCAUUGCUCCAACGAGCACUAUCGGAAGUCCUCUGGUUCAGGCAAUCCAGAGCACGCAACAUAAAGUGGUCACCGUCUCCCGCUCCCCUCAGCCAGAGCUUUCUGCGAAAGGCAUUCCGACUCAUGUGGCAACAUAUCUUCCAGGCGGGCACGCAACUCUUGUUGCCUUUCUCAAAGCUCAAAAAGUCCACACUAUCAUCAGUGGUAUAUGGUCUUUGACGGGCCACGUGGAAUCGCACCUCGCCGUGUUGGCCGCUGCCAAGGAGGCCGGUGUCCGCCGCUUCGCUCCUUCGGAGUGGUCUGUGCCUGUCUAUCAAACAAUCGGUCUCUAUGCCAUGAAACUGGAAGUGUGGCAAGAGUGCCUCAAGUCUGGCCUUGAGGUCACACGGUUCCAAUGUGGGAUCUGGAUAAACACCCUUGGUUAUGGCGCAACGAAAGAGCCUGAGGAAGCUCUUGCGGGUUAUCAUGGCCCGACUGUCGGGAUUUUUAUGGACAAGGGAGCUGCGACUCUUGUCAAAGAUGGGAACGACGAACUCGUGUUCUCACGGCUGCAAGAUAUCGUGCCCCUCGUCGUCAAGUCACUUGACCUACCCAAGUGGGAGCACGAUAGUUUCAUUGUGGGCGAUAGAACCACUUUCAAAAAUAUCCUCAAUGUCGCUCAACAAGUUACUGGGCGAUCUUUCGAAGUCAAAUAUCUCAGUGAGCAUGACAUCGAUCAAGGUCUUCAAAGCAGUGAUAUCAUCGAAAAACUAUCCAGCCAAUUCUACAAGGCUCUGGCUAAUCGGGAGUUAAGUUUUGGACAAGGCCAAACACUGAACAAAACCUUUCCCAAUGUUGGGAUGAUUACUGUGGAGCAAUUCAUUAAGCGUCACUUUGGAAGAUAG
Exophiala bonariae is the source of this 900-nucleotide messenger RNA. RefSeq lists its product as uncharacterized. The transcript has a single exon. The record is from RefSeq and is a predicted model, not a curated record. The coding region runs from base 1 to 900 and encodes 299 amino acids. NCBI's taxonomy places the organism in Eukaryota, Fungi, Ascomycota, Eurotiomycetes, Chaetothyriales, Herpotrichiellaceae.